Drosophila simulans is the source of this 1248-nucleotide messenger RNA. RefSeq names its product probable inactive tRNA-specific adenosine deaminase-like protein 3. The transcript has a single exon. Gene Ontology annotation, molecular function: tRNA-specific adenosine-34 deaminase activity. Gene Ontology annotation, cellular component: nucleus; cytoplasm. Bases 118 to 1200 code for a protein of 360 amino acids. Lineage: Eukaryota; Metazoa; Arthropoda; Insecta; Diptera; Drosophilidae. The record is from RefSeq and is a predicted model, not a curated record.
AAAGUUGGCGCUUAAUACCCAAACAGCUGUUUCAGCGUCAGCGCUUGGCACUUAUCGAUAACCAAUAAUCGAUUCGAUUCCAAUUGGCAUUCUUCUAAUUGAAGAAUGAAGUAAAUAAUGGAUAUAUCCGCGCCGCCAAACAAACGUGCUCGUAAAUCACCCAAUCUGGAUGAAGACAUCACUGGUAUUCGGGCCAUCCUCUCCGAUGAGUUCGACGAAGAGAUUGCGCUCAUCAAGGCGCACAGUUGCGAGUUGGAGACGAAACAGCAGCUCCAGGCGGUCAUCCAGGAGCUCUCACAGAAAUUGCCCCACUUUCAGCACCUAAAGCGCGUCCAGGAUCGCAGCGUGCUCAUAUGUCCCAGCUCAGAGAUCGGAGUGUCUCAAAGCCUGGAACAACACCUUGAACAGUUCGCCUUUUCGGAGCACGUGCUGCGUGCUUUGUGCCAGGGAGUCCGGGUGGUGGAGGUGCCGGAACGGAUGCCCCGACUGCGGGUGCAGUACGAGAAGACCCUUAAGCACUGGCCUUGCAAGUUUCACCCUAAUCACUACUCGGAGUCACUGAGGAAUGGCAGCAACUUCAGCUCCGCACAACGCACAUUUCACAAAAGGAUCGGGCAAUUGCUUGUGAGGCUCUCGCGGGAUAUCAAUGACAAUCGGCCGGUGGGCAUCUGCGUGGAUCCGCGACAACCCAGCAUAGUGUCUAUUGCUGGAACUGCCGAAGGUUGUAGGCCCCACGAGCACUGCUGCAUGAUGCUCGUCGAUUUUGUGGCUCGCAGUCAAGAGGGAGGCGCCACAGAAACGGAGGUUACAUUUACUGAAGAUUCCAAGGAGGAUACCACUCUGCGGGGUAUUCCUAAAGCCUACUACGAUUACCUGAUGAACAAUGAAGACUACAAAGACCUGACAUUCGGAGCGGAAAAGUCGAGAGAAUGUAAAGAAGUGAACGCAGAUCAAGGAGCAGAUAACCUGGCCAAAUUCGGACCCUAUCUGUGCACCGGCUACGAUAUCUAUCUGCUGCAGGAACCCUGCCUUAUGUGCUCCAUGGCCCUGGUACAUAGCAGAGCGAAAAGAGUAUUUUUCGUUAAGAACUCUGACAACGGAGCUCUAGCCACGAGAUUCCAGCUGCAUUCGGUGCGGGAACUCAACCAUCACUACGAAGUGUUCCAGUUCACAACCAAGGAGGACGCAGACUUGACGUAACGUUUAACAAACCUUGUUUUUAAUAAAGGAUUUAUAGGAUAUCUUCGA